AUGGCGGUGCAGUACAAAACGAAGCCACCAAGUGACGAGUGCAAAUGGAUCUGCAUCUAUCCGUUGCGGUGGAUUCGCCGACAGCGCAAGAAAUCUACGAUAUUUUGUCGAAUGCCGAAGAAGAUGCACCCGUUGGAUCCGAAUCGCGAUGCGAAUGCGCAAGGUCGAGUGCGAAUGUCUCUGAUGUUAUAUGCGUGCGAGAUGAUCCCGAAACUGAAGUCACGUCAGGCUGGUGGCGGUGCAACAUCCCAAACUACUGUGACCGGUAAUAGCAGUGUCACCGGUGGCACUGGCGGAGGUGGUGGUAAAGCAAAUAAAAAGAAGAAACGAUAGCG
Molecule: messenger RNA, 335 nt
Organism: Gongylonema pulchrum
Lineage: Eukaryota; Metazoa; Nematoda; Chromadorea; Rhabditida; Gongylonematidae
Source: the annotation of a GenBank genome assembly